GGAAACUGAGGCCCAGGGAGAAGGGUCUUUCCAGAGGUCACAGAGCACCUUGGAGGCCCAGCAAGGACCAGCAACAAGGGAAAUGACCCCCUUCUAGAUCUCCAUGGGGAAUUAAAGUCAGAAGGGAUCAAGGAAGGGUAAGGAGUGGGCCCUUUAAAUGCUAAGCUCCACCUUUGCUUAGAAGGGUCUUUGGGGAGUAUAAAAGGGGGUGUAGUUCCUCUCUGCUCCAGAAAAACACCUGCUACUCCUGUCCCCGGGCCCCCAGCCCACCUCUCUCCAGCUGCCCACCACCUCCACCUCCACCUGGAUGCCAUGCAGCUGCCACCCUUCGACAUGUGGAAGGACUACUUCAACCUGAGCCAGGUGGUGUUGGCACUGAUCCAGAGUCGGGGGCAAGGGCCGGAGGCCCAAGGGACCGGGGAGCCGAGACCUGGGCCCCAGCUGGAGCAGGAUCAGGGGCAGGGAGGGCAGGGGGCCAGCGGGGAGCUGGUCACCCUGUGUAACUUUUGCAAACACAACGGGGAGUCUCGCCACGUGUACUCCUCGCACCAGCUGAAGACACCAGAGGGCGUGGUGGUGUGUCCCAUCCUGCGGCACUACGUGUGUCCCCUGUGCGGGGCCACGGGGGACCAGGCCCACACACUCAAGUACUGCCCCCUAAACGGAGGCCAGCAGUCUCUCUACCGCCGCAGUGGGCGCAAUUCGGCCGGCCGCAAGGUCAAGCGCUGAGGACCAUCAGGUGCCCACCCCCUGCACCCCCCAGCCCUCCUGGUUCAAUCCUCC
Messenger RNA from Balaenoptera musculus (blue whale), 783 nucleotides. RefSeq names its product nanos C2HC-type zinc finger 2 (gene NANOS2). Lineage: Eukaryota; Metazoa; Chordata; Mammalia; Artiodactyla; Balaenopteridae. Gene Ontology annotation, biological process: negative regulation of translation; oogenesis. Gene Ontology annotation, cellular component: perinuclear region of cytoplasm. Bases 313 to 729 code for a protein of 138 amino acids. The transcript has a single exon. The record is from RefSeq and is a predicted model, not a curated record. Gene Ontology annotation, molecular function: zinc ion binding; mRNA binding.